AUGGUUUCCUUUUCCUGUGAGAACUGCGGCGACGUUCUCACCAAGAAGAAACUCGAUCCUCACCGCAAUCGUUGUCGCGGCGCUACCUUCACCUGCAUUGAUUGUAUGGUGUAUUUCCCCGGCGUUCAGUACCGAUCUCAUACCAGUUGCAUGACCGAAGACCAAAAGUACCAGGGCGCCCUUUAUAAAGACAAGAAGAACAAGAAACAGAAGCACUCUCAUAACCACGACAAUCAACAACACUACACCCAAGAUCAAGCAAUGGCAGCCGUUCAAGCCCCCAUGAACCACACCGCAACCAUGAACCACUACGCCUACGUUGAGGACGCUCCCGAGGAUCAGUUCGGCUGGGCCGAGUAUGAAGAGAGCAGCGAUGAUGAGUCUCCCAACGGCCCUCCGCCCGAGGCUCCCACUCCACCUUCCGCUGCCCCCGAACCCCAUGUGGACGUCUUUGAAUUCCUCGUUGGGACAGGCCAGACCCCCAAUGCCUCCAACAUGAACUUGGGAGAGCAGGAUUUGCCUGAUGGUGAGCCGGGAAACUCUCUGGUACGAUACGAGCCCAAGGACAAGCAAGACGACUACAGCUUUAUGGACGACGACGAGCCUAUUGUCGAAUAUGGAAGCGGACCUGUGCCCACCGCCGAAUUUGUUACGCCGGCCCCGAAAUCCGAGAGACGCAAGAGCCGCAGCAGCACUGAGAAGAAGGACAAGAAGCGCAAGCACCUCCAUGUCGACAUCCCCAACGACCAGGUCAUGACUGACGCCCCUCCGGUGUUGCACUCUGGACUGACUGGUGGUAUCAACCGUAUGAUGCGACCUGUAUACCCUCCAUCCCCUGACUACUCCGGUGGUGACAUGCCCGACGCCUCUCCUACCAGUCCCCUCAAGAAGUCAAAGCACUCCAAACAUUCCAAGCACUCCAAGAAUGCCUCUGCCAGUCACAGCAUCUUUGGCAUGAUUGCUGGCAGCAAGUCCAAGUCCAAGUCUAAGACCAAGACCAAGUCAUCAUCAUCCAAGUCAAAGAAGAGCUCUUCCUCCUCCAAGAAGGAGAAGAAAGAGAAGAAGCCCCAGCAGCUUAUUGAAUACCGCCCCCAGAGCAAGGACGGCAACGAACCCAACGAAGGCCAAGUGGUGCUUUACAAGCCCCGCGCUGAUGUCUUCCUCAGCUUUGUCGACAAGGGCCCUGAAAGCGAGAAGGGUGUCAGCUUGAACCGUGUCCUCAAGCGCUUCCACCGAGAACGCGAGGCCAACGGUAGCGAGCUGGGCAAGGGCAAGGAAGAGAAAGAGCUUUGGAGAUCACUCCGACUCCGACAGAAUGACCAAGGCGAGAUCGUUUUGUUCUCUGUCGAGUAA
Fusarium poae is the source of this 1353-nucleotide messenger RNA. RefSeq lists its product as uncharacterized. The record is from RefSeq and is a predicted model, not a curated record. Lineage: Eukaryota; Fungi; Ascomycota; Sordariomycetes; Hypocreales; Nectriaceae. The transcript is spliced from 3 exons. The coding region runs from base 1 to 1353 and encodes 450 amino acids. Gene Ontology annotation, biological process: negative regulation of transcription by RNA polymerase II; rRNA processing. Gene Ontology annotation, molecular function: DNA binding. Gene Ontology annotation, cellular component: nucleolus.